CGAAGGUGGACCCCACGUGACGAGAUGACCCGAAGCUGCUCUGCAGUGGGCUGCAGCACCCGAGACACCGUGCUGAGUCGCGAGCGCGGCCUCUCCUUCCACCAAUUUCCAACUGAUACGAUACAGCGCUCCAAAUGGAUCAGGGCUGUCAACCGUGUGGACCCCAGAAGCAAAAAAAUUUGGAUUCCAGGACCAGGUGCUAUACUGUGUUCCAGGCAUUUUCAGAAAAGUGACUUUGAGUCCUACGGUGUAAGAAGAAAGCUGAAAAAAGGAGCUGUGCCUUCACUUUCUCUACGCAAGGUUCCUCCAGGUGUACAUCUUACAGGUAAAGCAAGUCAGAACAUCCAAAAACAGCCACUUCUAGAUGAUUCUGAAGAGGUUGCUACUGAAGACCAUAACUACAGUUUAAGAAAUCCCUGGACAGUAGGUGCAGAGAAACUGGCUGAGGUGCAACAAAUGUUACAAAUGUCCCCAAAAAGAAUUGUCACUGUAAAAAACUACAGAAUGAUCAAGAGGAGAAAGGGCUUGCAAUUAAUUGAUGCGCUUGUAGAAGAAAAACUACUUUCUGAAGAAACAGAGUGUCUGCUGCGAGCACAGUUUUCAGAUUUUAAAUGGGACUUAUAUAACUGGAAAGAAACAGCUGAGUACUCCACGGAAAUGAAACAGUUUGCAUGCACGCUAUACUUGUGCAGCAGUAAAGUCUAUGACUACGUCAGAAAGAUUCUUAAGCUGCCUCAUGCUUCCAUCCUCAGAACUUGGCUGUCCAAAUGCAAGUCCAGUCCAGGCUUCAAUAGCAACAUUUUUUCUUUCCUCCAACAAAAAGUAGAGAGUGGAGACCAGCGCUAUCAGUAUUGCUCAUUGAUAAUAAAAGGCAUACCUCUCAAGCAGCAGCUCCAGUGGGAUCCCAGCAGCCAGAGUCUGCAAGGGUUUAUGGACUUUGGUCUUGGGAAACUUGAUGCCGAUGAAACGCCACUGGCCGCAGAAACUGUUCUGUUAAUGGCAGUGGGUAUUUUUGGUCAUUGGAGAGUGCCUCUUGGUUACUUUUUUGUAAACCGAGCAUGUGGAUACUUGCAAGCUCAGUUGCUUCGUCUGACUAUUGGCAAACUGAGUGAUGUAGGGAUGACCGUCCUGGCUGUUACAUCUGAUGCUACAGCUCACAGUGUCCAAAUGGCUAAAGCCUUGGGAAUACAUAUGGACGGAGAGAACAUCAAAUGCACGUUCCAGCAUCCUUCGUCUUCUAGCCAACAGAUCGCAUACUUCUUUGAUUCUUGCCACUUGCUGAAGUUAAUAAGAAAUGCAUUUCAGAGCUAUCAAAGCAUUCAGUUCAUUAAUGGAGCAGCACAUUGGCAGCACCUUGUAGAGUUGGCCCUACUAGGUGAACAGGAAUUAGCACGUAUGCAAGGAAUCUCAAGUAAACUCGCAAACUUGAAAAAUCAUGUACUGAAAAUGAAUUGUGCUGCCCAACUCUUUAGUGAGAAUGUAGCCAUUGCAUUGGAAUAUUUGCUGUCAUUAGGUCUGCCUCCUUUUCAAAACUGUAUCGGUACCAUUCAUUUUUUACGCUUAAUUAGCAAUCUGUUUGACAUUUUUAAUGGUAGGAACUGUUACGGAAAGGGAUUUAAGAGACCCCUAUUGCCUGAAACUUUUAGUGAAAUAAAUCAUGUAUUAAUUGAAGCCAAGACUAUUUUUCUUACACUGUCUGACAAUAGCAAUAAUCAGAUCAUUAAAGGUAAACGAAAACUAGGAUUUCUGGGAUUUUUGCUUAACGGGGAGAGCCUAAAAUGGCUCUACCAAAAUUAUGUUUCUCCAAAGGUUGUGCCUUUUUCAUAUCUUCUGACGUACAAGUUCAGUCAGGACCAUGUAGAGUUCUUUCUAAAUACGCUUAGGCAAAUGUUGGUAACCAGUUCUAGCCUUACCUGCAUGGCUUUCCAGAAAGCGUACCAUAACUUGGAGAGCAGAUACAGAUUUCAAGAUGAAGUUUUCCUAAGUGAAGUAAGCAUCUUUGACAUUUCAAUUGCUCAGAGGAAAGAUCUGGCCCUUCGGACAGUUGAACGUCAGUAUGGUGGCAGUGUCAUAAAUUCUCUCUUUCACAAAGAGGAUAUUUGCCAUGACUGGUCUGAUUGCUCCCUCAGCGAGGCCUUACUAGACCUGUCAGAGCACAGGCAAAGGCUCAUCUACUGUGCUGGGUACGUUGCAGAUAGGUUGUCAGUUCUUUUGCUGUGUGAAGACUGCAUCGGUGCACUGUAUGCGUCGGAUCCCAAGGCCCCCAAAACUGGGUCACUAUUAUGUGUUAAAAAGAAAAAUGGGUUUCAUUUGCCUUCAGAAAGCCUCUGUAGGGUCAUUCAUAUUUGUGACCAAGUUGUAAGAACUCAUUCAAGAAAGGCGAUUUUUGAACUAGUUCCUGAACAGAGGGAACUGUUUCUUCAACAGAAAAUACUCCAUGAGCUUUCUGGGCACUCUUACCUUUUCGUAGAUUUAGAUGAGCAUCUUUUUGAUGGAGAAGUGUGUGCCAUCAACCACUUUGUAAAGUUGCUAAAGGAGAUAAUAAUCUGUUUCUUAAAUAUGAGAGCUAAUGACGUAGCUCAGUACUCCUUAAGGCAUCAUUCAGAAAGACUUGAAAUGAAAGCUUCGCCAAGGAAACACUGGUCAUUUUUACAGGAUUAUGGAUGUUCCAAGUUUCACCAAUACCAAUAAAUCCGGGCCUUUACUCCAUAACAGUGGGUAUCCAUUCAAAUGAGAAACCUAAAAUAUGUUCACAUUUUUAUUAAAGCUCACUUUAUCACAUUUUAUAAAUUGAUUGUUCUGCACAGUGGACAAUUUUGGAAUUCUGAUUUAAUGCAUAUCAUAAAAUGUGCUCAUGUGGACUGCAAGGUUUCUGAAUUUUCUAAACUGUAGGAAGUAGUUAAGUGUAGUAUUAGACCACCACCAAAACGCUACCUUAAAAGUUCUGUAAAAUUGAUUCAUGUGACUGAAAAACUUGGAGACCCCCAAGCACCAAGUCCUUUUACAAACAGACUGUAUUUCCUAAAGUAGCUUUUGUUUACAGUUCUUAAGUACACUGAGUGCCUCAUAUGGUAGUGCACACUUGUAAUCCCAGCACUGGAAAGCUGAGGCAGGAGGAUCACCAUGAGUUUGAG
This is a messenger RNA of Fukomys damarensis (Damara mole-rat), 3134 nucleotides long. RefSeq names its product THAP domain containing 9 (gene Thap9). The transcript has 5 exons. The record is from RefSeq and is a predicted model, not a curated record. Bases 25 to 2691 code for a protein of 888 amino acids. NCBI's taxonomy places the organism in Eukaryota, Metazoa, Chordata, Mammalia, Rodentia, Bathyergidae.